Triplophysa dalaica is the source of this 872-nucleotide messenger RNA. RefSeq lists its product as uncharacterized. The transcript is spliced from 5 exons. The record is from RefSeq and is a predicted model, not a curated record. Lineage: Eukaryota; Metazoa; Chordata; Actinopteri; Cypriniformes; Nemacheilidae. Bases 111 to 872 code for a protein of 253 amino acids.
UGGAAGUUUUUUGCCAAAAGUUAAAAGAAGCCUGAAAACCCUCAUUCUUGCAGUUUGCUUGAUUCACUUCUUCAGUUUAGCAAACGUUAGCCUUCAAUACGAGGUCAAUCAUGGAGAGUUUCAGUUUCAUCUUGUUCAGAGGAACUAAACGGGUGACUGUCAAAGAAGACGACAUGACGACCGAAAAAAUCGGCAGGAUCUUCCAGGUACAUGGCCCCAGUCUCUACAUCACCGAUGACAGCAACAUAGCCAUAUUUCCUGGGCCUGAUGGCCGUUUUAGCACUUUAGACCUCAUUGCAAGAGGACAUUACGAGGUGCACGGCGAAAGCAGCGUGGAAGACUCAUCUACCGGCAGUGUGCCAGCAACACAGCCUACCCGCUUUUCUUUCCACCGCCCAACCACCGCUGCAGGUUCUGCUGCAGGUUGUGCUCCAGGUUCUGCUCCAAGGGUUUCAGCAAAUCAAAGAGCUAAUCUGACAAAAACAUUCCAAAGGAACAUCUUCAUUGCUGAACUUGUGGAUGGCAAGUUGGAGACUAGCACAACGCUGACUGUGCGUUUUUCAGAAUUUGAAGCUUCUGUUAUGGGCAUCCUCUACAAAGUCAGUGAUGCCCUUGAACAAGAGGAUUCACGCAUCCUCACUGAUGGCCAGGGGAACAAAAUCAUGGACUCUGAAGGAACCAGAGGAUCAGCAUUUUGGAAGCAAAAUGCAAGGAAAAUAUUUGCUGUGAAGGAAGAACACUUCUUGCAGUUACAAGCUAGUAAAAAGAGGAGACUGAGUCGACGAGAAGAUACAGGCCUCGAUCUGGUUUUUGAUAGAAUUGAAGAGGUGGUCCUGGCAUCCAGGGACUGCAAGAAGUGUCCACUACAAUGA